AUGGUUAUUCUAUAUAUUUGGACAAGCAUCCUCGCCAAUCUUCUCUGCGGACAAACAGUACAAGCCCUGGCUACAGGCGAAAACAAUUACUCAUGCAAGUCCAGCAGUCACCCGAAUCCAGUCAUUCUUAUUCAUGGCCUCUUCUGUAAUGCCGACUACAUGGACGCCAUAGCUGUCUACCUCCAAUCUCAGGACUUCUGCACGUAUGCUACGACCUAUGGAGCUUAUGCAGAACUUCCUUUGAUUGGGGGCCUGAUGCCCAUCAACGAAUCGGCUGUGGUUCUCGCAGAUUUCAUUUCGGCAGUGAAAACCAAGACUGGCGCGUCGAAAGUUGAUCUUGUUGGCCACUCGGAAGGUGCUUUGAUGACAUUGUACAUACCCAAAUUUGAGAACGUCACUUCUCUCGUUGAUAAAGUGGUCGCUGUUGCGCCACCAUCCUAUGGUACCACUAUCUCCGGCAUCACCAACUUGAUACAAGCCUUUGGGUCCGGAAUUACCACCGAAGUGGAGCAAGUGAUCGAUGAAUUCGGUUGCGAUGCAUGCACCGAUGUCCUUCCUGAUGGCACUGCUAUCAGCCUCCUUGACUCUGGACCUAUUGCUCAACCCGGCAUCGAAUAUCACAUCAUCGCAAGCAGGAAAGAUGAAGUGGUAACGCCAGUCUGGAAUGCUUUUGUCAAUGAAACUGGCGUCACAAACCUUUACAUUCAGGACAGAUGUCCUUAUGACGUGACAGGACACUUGGCAGAGCCUUUUGAUACAAACGUCAUCCAGCAAAUUGCGUAUUACCUCGACCCUAAUAUUGUGCCAUCUACUAUAUGUGACCUUGGAGGAUUGCCGCUAAGAAGUCGUUGA
Molecule: messenger RNA, 852 nt
Organism: Penicillium odoratum
Lineage: Eukaryota; Fungi; Ascomycota; Eurotiomycetes; Eurotiales; Aspergillaceae
Product: lipase family alpha/beta hydrolase
Exons: 1
Coding region: 1-852 (283 amino acids)
Biological process (GO): lipid catabolic process
Molecular function (GO): lipase activity
Source: RefSeq, a predicted model, not a curated record